GAGGGGACCAACAUAUGGCGGUCAUAUUUUUUGAAGCUGAAAUAAUGUGCUAGACAUUUUAUUGUGUUGUUUACCUCGCAGAAGAUUCUCAUCCAAUAGAUGUCCACCCCCAACGAGCCACCAGUUGGUAUGUCCCAUGGUGGUCCCUCACCAGGUGCUGGCCUGUCUCCGGGGCCCAUCCUAGGGCCCAGCCCUGGACCAGGCCCCUCUCCUGGCUCUGUACACAAUCUGAUGGGCCCCAGCCCAGGGCCCCCAAGUGUCCCGCAUGCUAUGCAGGGCCAAGGGGCUGGAGACUAUUCACAGGACAUGCACCUAAUGCAUAAGCCUAUGGAGGGAAUGCAUGAGAAGGGGAUGGGAGACGAUAUGCACUUUGGCCAGAUGAAGGGGGUGGGAAUGAGAUCCCUGCACAGUGGCAUGGGUCCUCCACAGAGCCCCAUGGAUCAACACAGUCAAGGCUACAUGUCCCCUCAUCCCUCGCCAUUGGGCCAGGUGCCGGAACAUGUGCCCAGCCCUAUGUCAGGAGGAGGGCCAACCCCACCGCAAAUGUCUCAGGGUCAGUUACCCAUGAUGCCCAUGGAUCCACAGGGGAUGGGACAGCAGGCCAGGGGUCAGUCUGCCUUCAGCCCAGUCCAGCUACAGCAACUAAGGGCUCAGAUCCUGGCAUACAAGAUCCUGGGUCGUGGUCAGCCUCUGCCUGAGAAUCUACAGUUAGCUGUGUUGGGCAAGAGGAGCCUCCCCACCAUGCAACAGCAGCCCAUCAACACUGGCCCCUACAAUAGACCUCCAGGUAUGCCAGUGCCUCAUGGAGGGCCUGCAACGGGCCCAUGUCCCUCUCCAGCCAUGCAGACUCAUACUGCUUCUGGGCCAAAACCAUGGCCUGAAGGUCAAGGCUCAGAGACCCCAAGCGCUCCACAGAAGCUGUUGGUCCCAGCUCCCAGCGGCAGACCCUCUCCAGCUCCCUCGUUGGCCCUCACUGUUACACAACCUGUGCCCUGCACCUCCCUCACCUCCCAACCUCAGCCACCACCAGGACCAGGCCAGCCCUCCCUCAUUAUCCAGCUUCAGCAGAAACAGAAUCGCAUCACACCGAUUCAGAAGCCUCAGGGUCUGGACCCUGUUGAACUCUUGCAAGAGAGGGAAUACCGUCUUCAGGCCAGGAUUGCUCACAGAAUUCAGGAGCUGGAGAAUCUGCCAGGAUUGCUGCCACCUGAUCUGCGGACUAAAGCUACUGUGGAGCUGAAGGCCUUAAGACUGCUCACCUUCCAGCGGCAAUUGAGGCUCGAUGUUGUAGCCUGCAUGCGCCGAGACACAACUCUGGAGACGGCCCUGAACUCCAAAGCCUACAAGCGCAGCAAGAAACAGACACUUAGAGAAGCUCGCAUGACAGAGAAACUAGAGAAGCAGCAAAAGAUUGAGCAGGAGAGGAAGCGCCGCCAGAAACACCAGGAGUAUCUCAACAGCAUUCUGCAACAUGCAAAAGAUUUCAAAGAAUAUCACAGAUCCAUCUCUGGAAAAAUCCAAAAGCUGUCUAAAGCCAUCGCAACAUGGCACACCAACACAGAGAGAGAGCAGAAUAAGGAGAAGGAAAGAAUCGAGAAAGAGAGGAUGAGGAGACUGAUGGCUGAGGAUGAAGAAGGUUACAGGAAGCUAAUUGAUCAGAAGAAGGACAAGCGUCUGGCCUACCUUCUUCAACAGACCGAUGAAUACGUGGCCAACCUGACUGAGCUUGUCUAUGAACACAAGGCUGCUCAAGCUGCCAAGGAGAAGAAGAGGAAGAGAAAGAAGAAAAAGAAGGAAGCUGGCGAUGCUGAAGGAAUGGGAGCCAUCGGGCCUGAUGGAGAGCUCAUAGAUGAGAACAGCCAGAUGAGUGAGCUGCCAGUCAAAGUAAUUCAGACUGAGACUGGCAAAGUGCUGCAGGGGACAGAUGCCCCCAAGUCCAGUCAGUUAGAGGCCUGGCUCGAGAUGAAUCCUGGCUAUGAAGUUGCUCCACGGUCAGACAGUGAAGAGAGUGGCUCGGAAUUUGAAGAGGAGGAUGAUGAAGAGAUGGUCUCCAGAGCUGAAUCGGAAGAAAAGAGAGUCAUCGAUCCCAACAGUGAUGAAGUAUCUGAAACGGCAGCCAAGCACAUCAUAGAGUCUGCUAAGCAGGAUGUGGAUGACGAGUAUAGUGUUCAGGCAGGACAGACCAGCUCCCAGUCUUACUAUGGAGUGGCCCACGCGGUCAUAGAGAGGGUGGAUAAACAGUCCACCCUACUGAUCAAUGGGACCCUCAAACACUACCAGAUCCAGGGUCUGGAAUGGAUGGUGUCUCUGUACAACAACAACCUAAAUGGUAUUCUGGCUGAUGAGAUGGGACUGGGGAAGACCAUUCAGACUAUCGCACUUAUCACUUAUCUGAUGGAAAACAAGAGGCUCAACGGGCCGUACCUCAUCAUUGUACCGCUCUCGACUUUGUCCAACUGGGUUUAUGAGCUGGACAAGUGGGCACCAAGUAUUGUGAAAAUUGCCUACAAGGGCACACCAUCAAUGCGGAGGUCUUUGGUGCCGCAGCUCCGUAGUGGGAAGUUUAAUGUCCUUAUAACCACCUACGAGUACAUCAUCAAAGACAAGCAAAUUCUCGCCAAGAUUCGCUGGAAGUAUAUGAUAGUGGAUGAGGGCCACCGCAUGAAGAACCAUCACUGCAAGCUCACACAGGUGUUGAACACUCACUACGUUGCUCCCAGAAGGCUGUUACUUACUGGAACCCCUCUGCAGAACAAAUUACCUGAGCUCUGGGCCCUGCUCAACUUCCUGUUGCCCACCAUCUUCAAAAGCUGCAGCACCUUUGAGCAGUGGUUCAAUGCUCCUUUUGCAAUGACAGGAGAGAGGGUGGAUCUAAAUGAAGAGGAGACCAUCCUUAUCAUUCGUCGUUUGCACAAGGUGUUACGUCCCUUCCUUCUGCGCAGACUGAAGAAAGAGGUGGAGUCUCAGUUGCCUGAGAAGGUGGAGUAUGUCAUUAAAUGUGACAUGUCAGCCAUCCAGAAGGUUCUGUACAGGCACAUGCAGGGCAAAGGCAUCCUGCUCACUGAUGUUCACGUCAUUCUGGAAGAAGAUGAAGUUCCAGAUGAUGAAACUCUCAAUCAAAUGAUUGCUCGUAAUGAGGACGAAUUUGAGCUUUUCAUGCGCAUGGAUUUAGACCGCCGUCGAGAGGAUGCACGUAACCCUAAGCGUAAACCUCGGCUAAUGGAAGAAGAUGAGCUGCCAUCAUGGAUCCUGAAGGAUGAUGCUGAGGUGGAGCGGCUUACCUGCGAGGAGGAGGAGGAAAAGAUUUUCGGCCGUGGUUCCCGUCACCGCAGAGAUGUCGACUACAGCGACGCAUUGACGGAAAAGCAGUGGCUGAGGGCUAUAGAGGAUGGCAACCUGGAGGAAAUCGAGGAGGAAAUACGGCUGAAGAGGCGCAAGCGUAGGAGACACGUGGACAAAGACAUGAGGCGUGAGGACGCAGACAAAGCCAAGAAGAGAAGAGGACGUCCUCCAGCAGAGAAGCUCUCCCCAAAUCCACCCAAACUCACAAAACAGAUGAAUGCCAUCAUUGAUACAGUCAUCAAUUACAGAGAUGCAUUAGGCCGUCAGCUCAGCGAGGUCUUUGUGCAGCUGCCCUCCAGGAAAGAGCUUCCUGAAUACUAUGAACUGAUAAGGAAGCCAGUGGACUUCAAGAAGAUCAAGGAGCGUGUGCGUAACCACAAGCACAGGAAUGUGAGUGAUCUGGAGAAAGACGUCAUGCUUCUUUGUCACAACGCUCAGACUUAUAAUCUAGAGGGCUCUCAGAUCUAUGAGGACUCCAUUGUUCUCCAGUCAGUAUUCAAAAGUGCAAGGCAAAAGAUUGCUAGGGAGGAGAGCGACGAUGACAGCAAUGAUGAUGACGAUGAUGAGGAGGAGGAAUCAGAGGAAGAGUGUAAGUCAGUGAAGGUGAAAAUUAAGCUUAAUAAACGGGACGAGAGAUGUCAGGACAAAGGCAAGAAGAGACCAAGUCGUGGAAAGGCCAAGCCUGUGGUCAGUGACGAUGACAGCGAGGAAGAACAGGAGGAGAACUUCAAGAGGAAAAUGAGCUGUCAGAGGGGAGCCACAGCGAUGAUGAGUGAGGAGGAGAUGAGCUGAUCAUAAGCAUUCCCUUCACACGUUUAUUUGCUUCUUUUAUCGUCUUUCGUCACCCAGCUCAAUUAUUCUGUGCUUGAGAAAAGAUUGAUUAUUUGUUUUGUUUUAUUGUACGUUUAAACACUUUCAUUCUGUUUUGGAUGCAGCUGACUAAGGAGUAAUCUACAGUGAGGAAGCAUCUUUUUUGCACCUUUAAUAGCUUACAGUUAUUCUGAAAUUUCCCUACAUGUAGUGAGGUAUUUUAGAGAUGAUUUCUAUAUGCUUGAACAUAAUCUACAUUUAUGCAAUGUUUAAAAAACAAUCAAAAUAUGUUUGAUUUGCAUCAAAGAACGUCAUUUAUAAGCUAUUCAGACCUUUUUUAAAAGCUAACCUAACCCUUGGUUAAACCAUUUGUUUCAAAUUUACAAAGCAUAUCAUAAAGUAUUCAAGUGUUACUUCAAGUGAGGUCCUCAUUACAUGACUAUUUUCAUAUAUUACAGUAAUGUCUAUAUUGUAUUGCAUGCAGCACAAAAGCCAGCAGAGAUUAUAAAUGUGAGAGCGCUGAUCAGCCCUGUACCGAUUUAGUGGUAUGUGAAAUAUGAAUUUGACGUGCUUUGUAUCAUAUCCAUAGAUGUCUUUCUUUCAUUGGUUUUUAUACUUCAUAGUCUGACUUGCCUGCUUGUUCCAAGGACAAAUGCAGAUUUGUUGGUUGCAGUGUCAUUUGCUUCACUUUCUUCUUCUUUUUAGUUUUUUUUAGUUUUUUAUUUACAGUGGAGAAGAGCAUCUCACAGUAUUUCAAUAUUUCAACCGAGUAUUGUAUGUCAGACUAUAAACCAGCUCAGAUUGGCUACCUUUUUCAUCUAUGGAUAUUUUUCUAUUUUCAUUGAAAGAAAAUAAAACAGUGUUAUUAAGGAAUGGGGUGUUUUUAAAAUGACUCUUUGCUCUUAUACCGUAUUGGUAGAAAUAUGUAUUACAUUUAAAAAAAAAUGUAUGUUAUUGCUUUUAUAUGUACUCAUCAACAAACUUGCAUUAUUGUCAAUGAGAAAUCUUUUUGAUAUGUUCUCCUAUGUGCCAUCAGUCAUUUCUGACAUCUCUUUUAUACGUGCUUGUGCUUGGUAACGCCUCUAAAGUGUCAUAAUCUUUAUUCUCCUUGCACACUCUCUUCGUGGUUGUAGCUCAUAGCCCCGAGUAAACAUUGCCAAUGAUGAA
Molecule: messenger RNA, 5319 nt
Organism: Sinocyclocheilus grahami
Lineage: Eukaryota; Metazoa; Chordata; Actinopteri; Cypriniformes; Cyprinidae
Product: probable global transcription activator SNF2L2
Exons: 30
Coding region: 100-4134 (1344 amino acids)
Biological process (GO): regulation of DNA-templated transcription
Cellular component (GO): nucleus
Molecular function (GO): histone binding; ATP binding
Source: RefSeq, a predicted model, not a curated record